UGCUGUGGGUGGGUGGGUGAAUCCCUUUGUGUUUUUGAGCUCUGCGGUGGAGGGCUGAGCAGCUGCAGGUUGCAACUGGGAAAUCCAAGCAAGCUGGGAGUGUAGGCGAAAGACAGUGAUGAUGAGGAGGAGGUGGUCCACGUGGACCGGGACCACUUCAUGGAUGAGUUCUUUGAGCAGGUGGAAGAGAUCCGAGGCUGCAUUGAGAAACUGUCGGAAGAUGUGGAACAGGUGAAAAAGCAGCACAGCGCCAUCCUGGCCGCCCCCAAUCCAGAUGAGAAGACCAAACAGGAGCUGGAGGACCUCACUGCCGACAUCAAGAAGACGGCCAAUAAGGUUCGGUCCAAAUUGAAAGCGAUCGAGCAAAGCAUUGAGCAGGAGGAGGGACUGAACCGGUCCUCUGCUGACUUGCGCAUCCGCAAGACCCAGCACUCCACACUCUCUCGGAAGUUCGUGGAGGUAAUGACCGAGUAUAAUGCAACCCAGUCCAAGUACCGGGACCGCUGCAAGGACCGGAUCCAGCGGCAGCUGGAGAUCACUGGCAGGACCACAACCAACGAAGAACUGGAGGACAUGCUGGAAAGCGGCAAGCUGGCCAUCUUCACAGAUGAUAUCAAAAUGGACUCACAGAUGACAAAGCAGGCCCUUAACGAGAUCGAGACGAGGCACAAUGAGAUCAUCAAACUGGAAACCAGCAUCCGCGAGCUGCACGACAUGUUUGUGGACAUGGCCAUGCUUGUGGAGAGCCAGGGUGAGAUGAUUGACCGCAUCGAGUACAACGUGGAACAUUCCGUGGACUAUGUGGAGCGAGCUGUGUCCGACACCAAGAAAGCUGUGAAAUAUCAGAGCAAGGCGCGGAGGAAGAAAAUCAUGAUCAUCAUUUGCUGUGUGGUGCUGGGGGUGGUCUUGGCCUCAUCCAUUGGAGGGACACUGGGCUUGUAGGCCCCUGCCCUUACCCUUCCGGGCCCCUCCCCCACCACACUGGGAGCAAUACCCCCACCGCCCCUGUCAGUCCAUCCCCUGCUCCAAGCUCACCCCCAGAACGGACCCGAGCAGCCCCCUCCCCCACCCACCCCCACGGCAGACCCUGGAGUCCCUGGACCUCACCCUGCCAUGGACCACCCUCCCCGGCCCCGCACGUAGGUAGCAGCAGGCGCGAUUACACAUGCACACCAACAUGCAUGCCGCUGGCACAUGCUCGAGACGUGUGGAUGCCCCAGCGUGUGUGUAUGCGUGUAGAUGUGUGUGGACACACUGCGUCACCCUCUCUGCCCCAGCCUGGAGUCUGCGGUCUGAGCUUCCUCAUCACUGGGAUCGUGGUGACUGACUGAGUGUGACAGCAGCCCACCACACCCCCUUGUUUUCUGUGAAUAGUGUGUGUGUGUGUGUGUGUGUGUGUGUGUGUGGCCAAGAUCUGUGGACGCACAACCUGUGUGUGUGGAAUUUUGUGUUUGAGUGUUUCAAACGCAUGUAACAUCUAUCGCUCCACCAGCGCCUUCUCCCUGUCUGCUGUGAAUGCAUCAUCAGUGUGUGCUGAUGUUCACUUGCUCAGAGGCCCUGGGGAGGCCCGGAGACACGCAGGCCACGGCACACAGCCCACAGGAGGUAGAACAAGCGUUCUGACCAGCGCAGGGGCUGCUGUGCAUCCUUGUGUGUGUAGGUGCGUGUUAGGGGCCUGUAGAAGUGAGCGGGAGCAUACACGUGUAAAGACUUAGCUUGACCUGUAGACUUGUGCUUUUCCAAGUAGAUGUGGUGAGAGGUGUGUGUGUGUAUGUAUGUAUAUGUGUGCAAGCUCACACACUGGAAGCGUUGAUAGGAGCCCUCCAUGUUGGGGACCCAACACCUGGUGAGGGCAGAGACAGAUCUAGUUCUGUGCUACCUAGGGUACAGCUGUGACUCCGUGUGUGUGUGUGUGUGUGUGUGUGUGUGUGUGUGUGUGUGUAUGCGCGCGUGCAGGUGUUUAGGGGCUUUCUACAUAGUGUUUUUGCCCCCUGCAUAUCACACACACAUUUAUCUUUAAGGUCACGUGCCCCAUCAUUCCAGUGUUGUUUAGCCAGAUUUACUUGACCCCGCCCCCCUUUCUAGUGGCCCUGCUCUUUGUCUGGCGUGGCCACACACACUGCUAUGUGGACAUUGUGCAACUGGAGCUUCCUGCCCUGCCAAGCAGUCCCUCGUGCGCACAUGCUUUCAUCUUUAUCUUUUCUUGUCUGUCCAAGGACAGGUCUGAGCUUGUGUCAACCUGAGUACCUCAGGCAGGCCGAGGCCAAGGGUGAAGGUGGCUCCAUCACCCUCGUGUGAUGUGAGUGUGAAGGACACUCACACAUGCUGUCGCUAGCGGUGCUCCCACAGACCUGCACCCACCUGCGCGCGAAUUCCACCUGGGAGAUCUGUUUGUAGGGCCCUGAAUGAGGAGCAAAUGUCGGGCUGCCCCAGACAAGUGGAAAGUCAGGAUGUUGUCCCUUACUGCCUCCAGGACAGGACUUCUGCUGUGACCUGGAGGAAGGCUCCUCCACUAGAGUGGACAGUUGCAGCAGUGGUCACUCGGGGUGUUUAAUCCUCUGGACUUGUCUCCUACUGGGACACCCCAGGAUGCAAGCCUGUGACUUGUGACAAGGGAAGGACUUGUGACCCAGGUCGAGGUGGAGACAGCACACAGUUUGUGGGUUGGUGGUUUGGUGAUAGGAUGGAUGUGCAGGGAGAACAGCCGGAGCCUGAAGGCCCCUCGCCACUCUGUGACCCAGGGGCAUGUCCGUUGAGCACCUGUGUACUCACGGGAGUGGCCCUGUGUGUGUACCGGGUGACAGGCUCCAGAGUGUGCACAGCUUCCCACAGCUGCAGAUGCGACCUGAAAUUUGAUUCUCGGCUUCCUGGGCCCGUUUAUGUCAGUGUGACCCCGUGUAAGCCCAGGCCAGCUGCUCCAGGGAGAGGGGUGUGCCUGCCCUUCUCCAGAUGUUCCUACAGGACAGGAAGGCCAGCCGUGGUCUGGGUGCGGCUUGCUGCUCCCAUCUUGGGCUGCUGCUUCCUUCCUGUAGUCCCUCCAAGGCCCCCUUCGGCCCAGGUGUUUCCCAAAGUCCCCAGCCUCAGGGUAGCACUGUGCCUGGAGUGCUGCUUCUGCCUCCUCAAGUGGCAUUAGGCCCUUGGCUGCCCAUCUUGGCCUGAGGAGGACUGAGGGUCUGGUGUACCCCAGCUUUCUGCAAGUUGUGCGCGUCAUGUGGCGGGUUUGCUUGGUGGCUGCUUUUGCAUGUGUGUGUGGCCCAAGCGAGGUCUGGGGCCAGUGCCUUGCAUGUCCUCAGACCAGGGUGUGCUGCCCUCCCUCGGCGCAUCUACAGCCACCAAGGUCAGGUGUGCCCUGUGGGUGGUCCCGGGCCUGGCCAGGGCUCACUGUUUUCCCUCCCUGUCCCCUCCUCUCACAAAGCACACUGCGUGACCAUCCCAUGUGUCCGUGGGUCGACGCACGUUCUCGCCACGCCUUGAGCGUGCACACAUGACACGUUCUAUGCAUUCGCCCGGCCCCAGCCUGCCCCGCAGAGGACAAGAUGGGUGGCCCCGGCUCCCUUCUCCCCUCCCCGCUGUGCAGCCGUGUGCGUUGGCGUGUGUUUCUGUGUCGCUGGCGUGUCACGUGAUGUAGCCGUGUUUGCUGACAUGAGCCCCUGCCCCAUUUCUCCAUUGGUUUCUAGAGCUCUCUCUCUCCUCUUCCCGGGGGGACAGGACUCCUGGGGCCUGGCUGGGGGCCCAGAGCCAGGCCGCCCUCUCCUGUUAGCCCUCCGAGUCUCAUUUCUCUUUAUUGGUGACCAAGUUGCAAAUGGAUAAAACAGGAAAUUUUGCCCCCCACCCCAGCCCUGCAUGUCCUGUCCCCAGAGCCCCCCAACCCCACCCCGGGCCGGGUCGAGUCCGUGGGACGGGAGAAAUAGCAACCAAUCCAACAGCGGGUGUAUUGUGUGCUCACUUCCUUCCGUCCCCACCUGGGACGGCGUCGUGGGGAGGCGAGGUCUGGGGGAGUGGUGGAGGAGCUGGACAGACAGCUGGAUACAGGCUUGGGCAAGGACUUGAAUCCAGAGGUUGGCCA
This is a messenger RNA of Octodon degus (degu), 4066 nucleotides long. It is a transcript of the gene Stx1b, whose product is annotated as syntaxin 1B. NCBI's taxonomy places the organism in Eukaryota, Metazoa, Chordata, Mammalia, Rodentia, Octodontidae. The coding region runs from base 160 to 942 and encodes 260 amino acids. Gene Ontology annotation, cellular component: SNARE complex; endomembrane system; plasma membrane. Gene Ontology annotation, biological process: intracellular protein transport; vesicle fusion; exocytic insertion of neurotransmitter receptor to postsynaptic membrane. The record is from RefSeq and is a predicted model, not a curated record. The transcript is spliced from 10 exons. Gene Ontology annotation, molecular function: SNARE binding; SNAP receptor activity.